AUGACUAAAAAUGGUAUGGGAUUAUCAGAAAUUUUUAAUAAUAAUGGUAAAGAUAGUAAAACAGGAAGAUUAAUUACAAUUAUUUUACCACAUCUUGCAUUAUAUGUUAUAAUAUUUUUUUAUUUAUUAUUUGGAGCAUUAAUUUUUACAAAAAUAGAAUAUUAUAAUGAUCGUCAACAACAAAUAAAUAAGAUGCAAAAUAUAUUAAAAAUAUAUUAUAAAACAUAUAAUGAAGCUAGAAUAUUAUGUCCUGAUGCAGCUGAAACAGAUCCAGAAAAUUUUAAAAAACAUAUUUUUAAUUCAUUAUCAAAAAUAUCAAGUCAUAUGUUAGGUAAGCAUUAUGUUCUCCAAACAGAUGAAGGAAAUUUAUUAGAAAUGUUAGAACCAAGAUGGAAUAGAUUAUCAGCUGUAUUAUAUGCUUUAAGUAUUUUGACAACAACAGGGUAUGCACAGGUGACACCUUCAACCUCAUUAGGACAAUUAUUUUCAAUAUUAUAUGGUCUUAUUGGUAUUCCAUUAAUGUUUUUUGCAGCAGUAGAUAUUGGUAGAUUUUUAUCAGAUUGUGUAUUAUUUGCCUACCCAAAAAUAUUAAAUAUAAUAGAAAGAAUAAAAAAAAUAACUGGUUUAGAAAAUACAAAUGAUAAAAAGAUAAUUUAUGGUCCAUCAUUUUGUUCAUCAGAAAUUAAGACAUUGGCUGAUUUAAAAAAAUCAAAAACAAAAAAAUGGUUAAAGGCAAGACGUAAAAGAAAAAAAAGUUAUAAAGAGGAGGAAAAAGUUAAAAAAAAUGAAAAAAGUUUACCAUUAUCAGUGAAUGCUGCUAUUUUAUUAAUGUUUUGUACAUUAGGUGGUAUAGUUUAUAUAGUAGGAGGUGGCUCCCAAAAAACAUUUAUUGAAUCAUUUUUUGUAACAUUUAAUUUAGUUGCAAAUUUAACAAUGAGUGAAAUGCCAACAGAUAUUUCAAAUGUAAUGACGUUAUUUUAUAUAGCAUUUUUUGUUAUAUUUGGCUUAGCAGUAUUAUCUAUGUGCGCUGAGUUAGCAGCAACAGAGUUAAAAUGGCUUUUUUGGAAGAUACAUUAUUAUGGAAGAAAGAUAAAAUUUAAAAGAAAAAAGGCAUAUUUAUCACAUGAUGAAGUAAAAGAAUUAUUAAAAAUUAUUGAAGAAGUACGUCAAAAAUAUCCAACUAAGGAGGUAAUAACAACAUUAGAUAUAUUAGAAUAUAUUCAAGAAAUGAAAGCAGAAUUUUAUUUUGAAAAUAAUGAAAUUUUUGUUUCAUCAAAAAGACGUAGUACUUGUGCAUUUAUGCCUACAAGUUUUAAUGCUCUUAAAUUUGCUGACGAAAAUGAAAUUGAUGGAACGACAUCAGAAACUUCUGAAAGUAGUUUAAACUAUGAUGAAACAACGUCAAAUAAAUACAGAGAUAUAAUAGUUAAAGUACCUGAAGCAUAUAUAGCUUCUGAAUUGUAA
Molecule: messenger RNA, 1464 nt
Organism: Strongyloides ratti
Lineage: Eukaryota; Metazoa; Nematoda; Chromadorea; Rhabditida; Strongyloididae
Product: Potassium channel subfamily K member 18
Exons: 3
Coding region: 1-1464 (487 amino acids)
Biological process (GO): stabilization of membrane potential; potassium ion transmembrane transport
Cellular component (GO): membrane
Molecular function (GO): potassium ion leak channel activity
Source: RefSeq, a predicted model, not a curated record